This is a messenger RNA of Myzus persicae (green peach aphid), 2543 nucleotides long. RefSeq names its product 2-phosphoxylose phosphatase 1. The transcript is spliced from 3 exons. Bases 542 to 2008 code for a protein of 488 amino acids. NCBI's taxonomy places the organism in Eukaryota, Metazoa, Arthropoda, Insecta, Hemiptera, Aphididae. Gene Ontology annotation, molecular function: phosphatase activity. The record is from RefSeq and is a predicted model, not a curated record. Gene Ontology annotation, biological process: dephosphorylation.
AAAAUCAUGAUAUUUUGCACGAAUUCAUAGUUAAAACUUAAUUGUUAAUACUUUAAUAGUUACUAAACAAUAUAAAUAAAUAAUAAUGUCUAUCUAAUAUCUAUGCGUGUCGCGUGAACACAAUGCGCGUUAUUGCGUAUUGUAAGAUGGAAAUUGCAAGUAGCAAUUUUAGUUGUGAGUCAUCAUAUUGUAGGGCCUCUGGACUUAAGAGGUACCUACCUAUUUUAGUGAAAAAGUAAAGUAGAUUGUAGUUACCUAGUUAUACCGAAUACCCCUGAAAGGUGAUUGUACGGCAUGUCAUAAGCACGUUGAUAUAGCCAUGUACAGAACAUGAUCCUAGGGCACAGAAAGGCGGGGACAGACAUUCCUGUAAGCCAACUAGGCAAUGCAAAUCAUUGGGAACUGACAACAUACCUAACUUACCACUGUCUGAAGUGAAUAUAGGGUGAUAAUAGAAACAAUGUGAACGCAUGUAUAUUUAGUGGUAAGUCAAUGUUCUAAGGCUGUUGCUGGAAACUACUGCACACUUGAAUAAACUGUAAUGGCAAACGUCCAGGCUGUGACUGUCAGAAAUAUGGCCCGCCACAGAUAUUUAGUCUAUUUGAUCAUAUGGCUGUGCAUACUUUUUCCAGUGUUGUAUUUCAAGAUUUCUGAUCGUCCUGUACCUGACAAUAAGACUGUGAACAAAUCUGAAAACCCUGCGCAAAAGAAUAAAAGAACAGUAUCAAGAAUCGAUUACAAUAAACUUACUAAAGUGUGCAAUCCUCCACACAUGAUUGAACGUGGUGAUGAAGGAGAUAUUGGUUUGCUAAACAACAGUCUUACAAUCCAAGGAGUAAUAAUACUGACUAGACAUGGAGAUCGUGGGCCAAUGAAUCAUGUUCGAAACAUAGCAGAUGUAGACUGCAGUAUGGAACCUGAUCAGGAGUAUAAUGGUUAUACAAAAUUCUUGCAAAACAUAUUCUUCAACAUGUCAUUACAGUUUUUAGGUCCUUUUCAUGGGUACCCAUUAUAUCCACCACAAAAUAAUUGUUCCAUAAGUCAACUCACCCCGAUUGGUGUAUCCCAAAUGCUGAAGCUUGGACAAACUUUGCGUUCUGUGUACCACCCUUUGCUUAGUGUUUCUAAUUCUGAUGACAUAAUAAUAUAUAGCACUAAGUACAGACGCACAUUCCAAAGUGCAUUGGCCUUCAUGUAUGCAGUUUUGUCACCAGAUGUUUUGUCCAAAGUCACGUUCAAGGAGAGUGAUAGUUACAGUUAUUGUUUUGAUCAUUGUGCCUGUUUUAAUGUUAAUAGCUUACAAAUGAAAAUAAAACAAUCAUCUGCAAGACGGUUAAAGAGCCGUAGGGUAGUUGAAAGAAUGCUCAAAAGCAUACACAAUAUAGUGCAUCUAUUGUCCAGUAGUGUGCGGGUAGACCCUUACUUAAUUAAGGAUUCUAUUAUGACGUAUGUGUGCCAUGGAGCACCACUGCCUUGCUAUCAGAAUGAUUGUAUAACACAUGACAACGUAGAACAGCUUUUCAACUACAUUGAUUGGGACUUGGAACGUUAUGCUAAACAUGGGCUGUUGCGAAAAUAUGGACUUCUAAAGUCCUAUGGUUUUGCGUUGAAUAUUGCCAUGAACUUGUUAAAAAUGGUAUCCGAAAGUAAACCUCGUUUGGUCCUAUACUCCGGUCAUGACUUGACUGCUCAAUAUCUUUUAUCGGCAUUUGGAGUUCUCAAUGCUGAAACCAUGUCACCUCACUAUGCUUCCCGCCUAGUGUUUGAGGUAUAUCGAAACAACACGGUUGAUACCACAUACCCCGGUAGGGACUUUUACUUUAGAGUAAUCUUCAAUGGUAAGGAUGUAACCCGAUCAGUGGCUUUUUGUAAAACGCGUACUGGCAGCUUGACAGACUCAUCAGUUUACCUGUGCCCUAUUGAGUCUGCUAUAAGGUUUAUACAUGAUGAUUACUUUACCACUUUUAAUGCUUCCAAUUACAAGGAAGCAUGUGGCACCCGCUCUUGAACUGUAAACCUCAUUAUAUUAUAUCUUUCUAGAGAGUCACUAAAUUGAAUUCACACAAUUAUUGUGAUAUAAAAUUGUUUUUCUCUUGAUGUGUAAAGAUAAUGUGUAUCACUUGUAUUAUUUUCUGUUAUACAUCUUUAAUAAUACAAUUUCACUACAUCUGCUUUUACAUUGGUAAAAUACUUAUUUAAGAAAAUAUUAAACAGUGAAAUAAAUUAUCAAGCCAUAAUUAUAUAAUUAAGUAUAAUUAGUGUUAUAGUUACAGCAACAAAGCAAUAGAUAAUCAUAAUAUGAUAAAAUCUACUUAUAUUAUAAUAUUGUAUAUACUGAAUAUUAUUAUGUGCGUAUUAUAAAUUAUAAUUAUUUCUAGUCGCAUAUUGUUUUACCAUUCAUUUCUUAGUAACAAAAUUGUACUAAAUUAUUUAUUCAUACUUUUAGGUUAUUAGAUAUUGCUUAAUUUUGAUGUGUAUCUCAAAAAUAUUAGUUUUUUAGUUUAUUUAAAAGAAAUGAUAAGCAUUACUAGUAAAAAUAGAUG